GCAGUGGCUUAACCCACUGAGCCACCCAGGUGCCCAGAAAAUGAAGGUUUUUUAAUCCAGAAUUGUGAAGAAUUUAGGGAGUAAUAUGUUACUUCAGAUAUUCAACGGCUUGUCUUUAUUUAGACUGAUUGAUCUGAUUCUACCCAGCAGAACCAGAAGUCACUGGAAUCUGAAGGCAGUAAUUAUCCUUUUGUAUUUGAGGUACACGUUCAAAUGACAGUUUUUGGCAGCAAAGCUGAAGAGAUUAAAGAUGCUGAACUCAAUAGUACUAAACAGAUCAACAAUUGACUACAAUCUGAUUACAGAAUAUUAUAGAGUCUGUAAUAGUAUCCACGGUUAAUGUACUAUUCACUCUUCAGACCUGUCUUGCUAUAUUAGUUGGACCUUUUAUUCCUUUGACCAUAAUCUGUUAUGUACACACACACAGACACACACACACAGGCACAAAUAACUUCAUGCAUGUUCUGGUAAUUGGUACAUAGUAUUUCUUUGGCUAGAGUUUUCUGAGUUAUGUAUAGCUUAUAUUUUACUUGUUGCAGAUUUUACCCUAUUCUGAAUUUUGCCAUGUGACCUCUUCAUUCUAAUAUUCUCUCUGGCAGCCAUCAACAUGAUAGUAUAUAUGCUCAAGUGAGACAAAAAUAAGUACUAACCCUGGCCAGAAUCCAGCUGCACACAUGUGAGAGCUUGACACUGUUAGAAGCAAUCUUCUAAAACGUAAAGAAACUAGAAGUGAUGAUGUAAGUCCUACGAACAUUGAUAACUCAGAGGAGAGCAUGCAAGUCACUAAAAGUAAACUAAGGAAUCCUCAGUCAACGCCUGAAAAUCCAGAUGAUGUUAGUGUAGAGGAAGAAAAGCAAGGAAAGACAAGUAAAAAGGCGGUGAAAACAGUAUUCCAGAUGACUGCACAAGGAAUGGAACUGGAAACUCCUGUGAAGAAGGUGGAUUCCACACAUCAGAAAGCACGGACCAGGCCACAGCCAAGUGUUGCUCAUCAGAAGAGCAAGAAGGUAGAUGAAGAAAGAGAAAACAGUAAUUUAGAUGAGGAGGAAGAACUGUUGCAAUUGUACCAACUCCAAGUCGCUGAAGAAAUGGCGAAGGAGAUUAAGAAGAAAAUAAGAAAGAAACUCGAAGAACAGUUGACUUACUUUCCCUCAGAUCCCUCAUUGCAUGAUGGCAAACUGAACAGUGAGAAAAAAAUAAAGAAAAAAAAGAAAGUUUCAGUGUCGUCUAAAGCUGAAACAAGUACAUUGACCAUCUCUGAUGACACAGCUGAAAGUGAACAAAAGAAAGCAUCUCCAGUUAGAACAGUUACUUCAGAUUCUCAUCAAGAUGAGAAAAUAAGCUCAGUGGAAGACAAUGUAGAAGACAGCAUGCAAGAUGACACAAAAUCCAAACCAAAAAAAAAGAAAAAGAAGGCUAAACCAGUUUCAGAUGAUAAUGAAGACACUGAUGGUGAUGGUGUUCAUGAAGUAACAAGCCGAGAUAGUCCAGUUUAUCCCAAAUGUUUGCUUGAUGAUGAUCUUGUCCUGGGAGUUUACAUUCACCGCACUGAUCGACUUAAGUCCGAUUAUAUGAUUUCUCACCCAAUGGUAAAAAUUCAUGUGAUUGAUGAGAAUACUGGUCAAUAUGUCAAGAAAGCUGAUAGUGAACGGCCUGUUUCAUCUCACUAUGAAAAAGAAAAUGUGGAUUACAUUCUUCCUAUUAUGACCCAGCCAUAUGAUUUUAAACAGUUAAAAUCAAGAAUUCCAGAGUGGGAAGAACAAAUUAUAUUUAAUGAAAACUUUCCCUAUUUGCUUCGAGAUUUUGAUGAGAGCCCUAAAGUCAUCUUGUUUUUUGAGAUUCUUGAUUUCUUAAGCAUGGAUGAAAUUAGGAAUAAUUCUGAAGUUCAACACCAAGAAUGUGGCUUUCGGAAAAUUGCCUGGGCAUUUCUCAAGCUUCUCGGAGCCAAUGGAAAUAUAAACAUCAAUUCAAAACUUCGUUUGCAGCUGUAUUACCCACCUAGUAAGCAUCGAUACCAAUUAAACAUUGUUGAGGUUUUUGAAUGGUGGUCAAAAUAUCCAAGGAAUCAUUAUCCAUCAACAUUAUACGUAACCGUAAGAGGAUUGAAAGUUCCAGAAUGUAUAAAGCCAUCUUACCAUUCUGUGGUGGCUGUCCAGGAGGAGAAAGGUAAACCAGUGUAUUGUGAAGGACACCAUGAGGCCGGUUCAGUAGAUGCAGAACCUGGACUAGAAGAUUCUAAAGAAGUAGUGAAGUGGAAACGACUACCUGGGCAGGCUUGCCGUAUCCCAAAUAAGCACCUCUUCUCACUAAAUACAGGAGAACGAGGAUGUUUUCGUCUUGUUUUCUCUCAUAAUGGAAGAAUAUUAGCAGCGGCCUGUGCCAGCCGAGAUGGAUAUCCAAUUAUCUUAUAUGAAAUUCCUUCUGGGCGUUUCAUGAGAGAAUUAUGUGGCCACCUCAAUAUCAUUUAUGAUCUUUGCUGGUCCCGUGAUGAUCGCUAUAUCCUUACUGCAUCAUCUGAUGGCACUGCCAGGAUAUGGAAAAAUGAAAUAAAUAAUACCAAUACUUUCAGAGUUUUACCUCAUCCUUCUUUUGUUUACACGGCUAAAUUCCAUCCUGCUGUAAAAGAAGUGGUAGUUACAGGGUGCUAUGAUUCUGUGAUACGGAUAUGGAAGGUUGAUAUGAGAGGGGAUCCUGCCAUAUUGAUUCGACAGUUUGACACGCACAGAAGUUUCAUCAACUCUCUCUGUUUUGAUAUUGAAGGUAAUCACAUGUAUUCAGGAGAUUGCACAGGGGUGAUUGUUGUUUGGAAUACCUAUGUCAAAGUCAAUGAUGUGCAACAUUCAGUGCGCCACUGGAGUGUAAAUAAGGAAAUUAAAGAGAGUGAGUUUAAGGGUAUUCCUAUAAGUUAUUUGGAGGUUCAUCCCAAUGGAAAACGAUUGUUAAUCCAUACCAAAGACAGUACUUUGAGAAUUAUGGAUCUCCGAAUAUUAGCAGCAAGGAAAUUUGUAGGUGCAGCAAAUUACCGGGAAAAGAUUCAUAGUACUUUGACACCGUGUGGGACUUUUCUCUUUGCUGGAAGUGAGGAUGGUAUAGUAUAUGUUUGGAACCCAGAAACAGGAGAACAAGUAGCAGUGUAUUCUGACCUGCCAUUCAAAUCACCCAUUCGAGACAUUUCUUAUCACCCACUUGAAAAUAUGGUUGCAUUUUGUGCAUUUGGGCAGAAUGAGCCAAUUCUUCUGUAUAUUUAUGAUUUCCAUGUUGCCCAGCAAGAGGCUGAAAUGUUCAAAUGCUACAAUGGAACAUUUCCAUUACAUGGAAUACACCAAAGUCAAGAUGCUUUAUGCACCUUUCCUAAACUGCCUCACCAAGGCUCUUUUCAGAUUGAUGACUGUGUCCACACUGAACGUUCUUCAAUGAGGAUGCAGCAAGUGAAACAGAGACUUGAUUCUGUCACAGUCAACAAAAAUCUCUCCUUUUCUUCAACGUCAGCCUCCUCACAGCAGUCUAAGUUAAAACAGUCAGACAUGCUGGCCGCUCAUCAGAUUCUACCUCAGUCUGGUUUCCCUCAGCCCGGGAUUAACAGCAUGGAAAGAAAGCCUGGUAACCAUCAUGUAGAUACAGCACCAAUGGUAGUGGCUCUUUAUGACUACACAGCGAAUCGAUCAGAUGAACUAACCAUCCAUCGCGGAGACAUUAUCCGAGUGUUUUUCAAAGAUAAUGAAGACUGGUGGUAUGGCAGCAUAGGAAAGGGACAGGAAGGUUAUUUUCCAGCUAAUCAUGUGGCUAGUGAAACAUUAUAUCAAGAACUGCCUCCAGAGAUAAAGGAGCGAUCCCCUCCUUUAACCCCAAAGGAAAAAACCAAAGUGGAAAAACCUUCUUCAGCUGCUCAAAAGCGGCCAGUCAAGGACAAGUCCCAGGAUUUCCGAUUGGGCUCAGAGUCCGUGACACAUUCUGAAGUAGGAAAAGAGCAGAGCCGUGAGGACCAAGCACACAUAAUGGAUAUGCACUUGAAGAAGAAUGAGCCAAGCCAGCGGAAGAGUAACCCUAAUAGAGUAAAGAGUUGAAGAAGAAAGAAGACAACCAAAUACACAGAAGUGAAAUGAAAAAUUAAACCAAACAGUUUUUGUUCAGAGUUAAGAAUUUUCAGAUACUAAGAAAGAAAGGAAGGACUGCUGCUUCUUGUCCUUAUGAAAGAAUCUAGAAAAAUCAGAAACGAGGUAUGAGUAAAAAACUAAAUGUGGCCUUUUGACCUUCAUUGUUAUAAACCAUUGUGAUUGUUAUUGAUCAAA
Molecule: messenger RNA, 4289 nt
Organism: Mustela erminea (ermine)
Lineage: Eukaryota; Metazoa; Chordata; Mammalia; Carnivora; Mustelidae
Gene: AHI1
Product: Abelson helper integration site 1
Exons: 23
Coding region: 774-4064 (1096 amino acids)
Biological process (GO): motile cilium assembly
Cellular component (GO): ciliary basal body
Molecular function (GO): protein binding
Source: RefSeq, a predicted model, not a curated record